AUGGCGAUCUCUUCCUCAUCCGGCUCCAACUUCAUCGACUAUCCUCCUUCCCCUUCUUCUUCAAGCUCCUCCGCCUCCUCCCUUGACUCUAUUUCUGAGAGCCGGGAACCGACGCCGGAGUACGACCCGAUGGCGGCGUACGAGGAGGAACCGGAGAGCGGCAGUGACGAGGGCUUCUCCUGGGAUGGAGCCGAUUCCUCCUCGGAAGAGGAGAUCGGCUCCUCCUCUAGCGACGACGACCUGACGGAUGGGAACAACUUCCUGUUCCUCGGGUCCUCCGAAGAGGACAGUGAAGAAGAACGCAGCGGCGGUGGCGGUCGGAGCAGCGACGCCGAGACCGGUGGCGGCAGCAACGCCGCCAACGACGACAACGACAGCGACGGCGACGACAACAACGACGGCGGAGAUGCACAGGCGCGAAGCCCAAAGCGCCGUAGAGAUGCGAUCCUGGAUGAGGGCGUGGAGGUUGAGAGCCACUCAGUCUCCCAAUCAGGGUUGGAGAAACCCCCAAGCACUCCAGAUAUGAGUUCUCAAGAUGCGGAGGCGAUGGCCAACUCCAUGCUUCGGGAUUCUCCUUUGCCCAAUCCUGAGAGAGCCAAUGAGGAGAUCCCAGAGGAUGGUGGAAGCGGCAAGCUUCUAGAAGGGGGAGAAGGCGAGAAACUUCUUGAGGGAGGCAAUGAUAAGCAGCCCGAGAUGACCCCUACAGGGAAUACUGUAGGGAGAAUUGGAGAUGUGCCCAAAAGGGCUGUGGCUAAGGUGUUGGCGAGUACUUCCCAGGUCACAUCGGGAAGUGUCUUGCAACGAGAGAAGGUAGAGCUUGCUGUCAAGCUGCUAGAGGAGGCACUGGAACAGGAUCGUAGCCAGUCCCAAGAUGAGGCAGAGCUGAAUGCUCUGAGAGAGAGGGUUAAGACGCUCUCGUCUGAGAAGACUGCUCUUGAGGGAAAGCUGAAGAGUCUCUCCUAG
This is a messenger RNA of Panicum virgatum (switchgrass), 963 nucleotides long. Its product is annotated as clumping factor A-like. The record is from RefSeq and is a predicted model, not a curated record. The coding region runs from base 1 to 963 and encodes 320 amino acids. The transcript is spliced from 5 exons. Lineage: Eukaryota; Viridiplantae; Streptophyta; Magnoliopsida; Poales; Poaceae.